Messenger RNA from Paramecium primaurelia, 1414 nucleotides. Lineage: Eukaryota; Ciliophora; Oligohymenophorea; Peniculida; Parameciidae. The record is from the annotation of a GenBank genome assembly.
AACUUAGAUACGAAGAAGUUAUUAAAAUUUGUGAUAAAGUAAUACAAAUAGAUGAAACUUUAGCUGAAGCCUAUGAUAUCAAAGGUAAGAUUAAUUAUAAAUUUAUUUCCUUUUUGGAAGGAUCUUAGCAAGUUUAUUGAGGCCUGAGGAAGCGAUUUAAUAAUGCCAAAAAGCCAUUCAAUUAGAUUCGAAAAAUUAUGUACCUUAUUCUACCAUAGGUAAAUAAUUAUUGAAGGUUAAUUUAGCUGGCGCACUAAUUUAAUUACGCCGCGAAGAAGAGGCAAUUGAAUAUUGUGAAAUGUCACUUAAGAUUAACCCAAGAGGCGAUAUAGCUCUUGGCAAUAAGGGUAUCACUAAACUAUAUAAUUAAGGAAUUGCAUUAUUUGAUUUAAAUAGGUUUGAAGAAGCUGUUGAGUGUUUUGACUAGGCCCUUUCUAUAAGAUAGAAUCAUCCUAUAAUAAAUUUACUAAUGGGUAUACUUUAUUUUGAAUAAUCAUUUAGGAACUGCUUUAGCGGAAAAUAAUAUGUAUAUACCCAUAUUCAAUUUAGAAAUGGAAGAAUGAAGAGGCCAUUGAGACUUUUGACUAAUUAAUUUCAUUAGAGCCAAAUAAUUAUUAAGCAUUUUAUCAAAAAGGUAAAUGUGUAUUUUACAAUUUUAGGAAGGUCUCUAAUUAAUUCAGGUGGAUUUGUGGAGGCAAUUGUAUCUUUAAAUAAAGCCCUUAAACUCAAUUCAAAUGUUUUUUCAAUUUGGAAUUCUAAGGGUAUAUUAAAUUUGACUAAAAAAUUAGGAAGAUUGCUAUUGAAUAUGAAUAGAUACGAAGAGGCUAUUCUAUGUUUUAAAACUUUAUUUUAAUUAAACUCAAAUGAUAAUGUAGCUAUUGAAUAGAUUAGUAAAAUUUAUAAUCUUAAAUUUUAGGAGAGACAUUAGAGAGUUUAAAUAGAAUUGAAGAAGCCAUUGCUUUCAUUUCUUAAGCUGUAAUAAAUAAUCCGCAAUCUCAUGUUUCAAAAUUUUAGAUGGGUAUAUUUUAAAUCUUAUAAUUAAAGCAAAAACUUUAUUAAGAAUCGGGAGCUUUGAAGAAGCCUUGAUUUUUUCACAAUAAGCCUUAAGUAUGUAACCUUAGAAUCAAUAGUAUUUACAGCUUUAUUGUAAUUAUUUAUAUAAUCUUUAGGCAAAGUUGUAUUUAUGUAGUAAUUGUCAAAAGGAUGUUUGGAAUAAAAUGAAUAAGGGAAUUGCAUAUUAUUGGAAAAUAUUAUAAUACAAAAAAAAACAAAUAUUUCUAAAAAAUUAUUAUUGUUACAUCUUUAUAGAAAUGUCUAUUAAAAAUAUAUGAAUAGUAUUCCUAAUGUUGACUUAAUAAUAAAAUUAUUAAAACAAAAAAUAUAUUUAUUUAAUUAAUAAUAAUAUUAAGAUUGA